CCGAAAACUACCCACAGCGGAGCAGUCCUAAACACAAGUCGUGAGAGCCAGCUCCACGGUUGCCGCGACAGUGAAGCAUGAGACCACCAAGAGGGCGUGGUGGCGGAGGGUUCAGGGGAGGACGAGACGGCGGAGGAUUUAGGGGAGGCCGAGACGGCGGCCGCUUUGGCAGAGGAGGAGGUCGUGGCUUCGGCGGUCGCGGUUCUUUUCGAGAUGAAGGCCCACCUUCAGAAGUCGUAGAGGUUUCUACAUUUCUUCACGCUUGCGAAGGAGAUGCAGUGACGAAGCUCACCAAUGAGAAGAUUCCGUAUUUCAACGCUCCUAUUUACCUGCAAAAUAAGACACAGAUUGGUAAAGUAGAUGAGAUUUUCGGCCCAAUCAAUGAGUCGUUGUUCUCCAUCAAAAUGAUGGAAGGAAUCAUUGCGUCGUCAUAUUCUUCCGGUGAUAAGUUCUACAUAGACCCUGCUAAGCUAUUGCCCCUAGCCAAGUUCCUUCCAUUACCCAAGUUCGUUUUCUUUCCCAGUUUUAUUACCAAUUCAGAUUGACAUUCUUACUUGUUGUCCUUAACAUUUUUAUUUUUCAUCAUGAUUUACUUGUUGUAUUGAUAGUUAGGUAAUGAAUUCAUUUAUGCAUUGUAAAAGUUUCAUAAUGCCCUAUUAUAGGUUUUCUCUAUACUAGAUGAUGCAAAAUAAGUUAUGAAAAACAUGAGCUGAGUUCCGAACGUAAAGAAUUGAACUAUGUUUCUUUAACUUAUUUAAAUAGGAAAGAAUAAAACAUUACAUAAAUUAGUAUUGGAACUUUGAACUUGAAACUUGACACUAACUGUGAUUUAACGAAAUUAAUUUUGUACUUGCUCUUGGCCAUAACUUCUUUCAAACUAUAUUCAAUGCCUCAAUGGGUGUAGUUUGAUUUCUAGCUUAAAAUUAAAAUAUUGGCAUUGAAUUUGCAUAACACAUAAAUACCAAUUUUAUUGAUGUACCAGAAUGUUUUUUGAGAUGUCUUUGGUGCACAGCCUAGUGAUUUAGGAUACAAAAACAUGAGCAGAAUACACAGAUAACUAGAUAAGAGAACUAGAUUUGGGAGAGGGGGGCAGCAUAUGGAAUCGUGAAGUGCAUAAUAACAUUAGAAAAUAAAAGAUGAGUCCAAGGCAUCAAAUCUAAGUAUGAAUGUAUGAUGUGUGCAUGCAUUUCAAUUAUUUUGAAAUGUGAUUUGUUGUGUUCGCAAGUAGUUUCCAUUUUCCAGAUGUGAACUUGCAUGACUUUGAUACUUUUUACAGGGGACAUCCACAAGCAGCCCGUGGUGGAGGAGGAGGUGGGAGAGGGAGAGGUAGAGGACGUGGAGGAGGCAGUGGCUUCCGUGGAAGAGGUGCACCACGUGGACGUGGUCCGCCAAGGGGCCGUGGUGGUUUUAGAGGCAGAGGUGGAAGAGCAUAGUAUUGGUGUUUGUAUCUUUUAUUUACUUCUCCCUUUUAGUUGUUGUGGUGCUUAUUUUAACAAAGGUAUUGUAGUAGCAAUUUGAACACUUCAUUCUGUCUUUGAGAGAAAACACAAUAUUUUCUCUGUUUCUAUUUAAAAAAGACUCGAGUACUCGAUAGCUUCUCCAAACUUCUAGUGUCUACCUACAGAAGCACAAUAUCCAUCCAUCUCUUAUAUUAGAAGCCUCAAGUCCUCAACUCUAAGGAAGUGCUCAUCACAAUUUUGUGGUCAUUUAUACAUUUUAUAACAAUUGUAAUUUUAUCCUUGCUGAAAUGAACCAGUUAGAAUAUAAUGUAUUCUUUAGGACUGAAAUUUGAUGGUCUGAUCUAGUCUGAUCUGGUAA
Molecule: messenger RNA, 1818 nt
Organism: Cuscuta epithymum
Lineage: Eukaryota; Viridiplantae; Streptophyta; Magnoliopsida; Solanales; Convolvulaceae
Source: the annotation of a GenBank genome assembly